Amaranthus tricolor (Joseph's coat) is the source of this 1974-nucleotide messenger RNA. RefSeq names its product rubisco accumulation factor 1.1, chloroplastic-like. NCBI's taxonomy places the organism in Eukaryota, Viridiplantae, Streptophyta, Magnoliopsida, Caryophyllales, Amaranthaceae. Gene Ontology annotation, cellular component: chloroplast. The record is from RefSeq and is a predicted model, not a curated record. The coding region runs from base 350 to 1744 and encodes 464 amino acids. The transcript has a single exon.
UAGUAACAACGAAUAAAAGAAAAAUAAUAUCAUAAUAGUUGAAAAUAAUUAAAAAAAUUACUUGUUUAUUCAAUGUUAAUUACAGAAACUAACAUUUGUUAAUUUUUUUUAUUUCUUAAAACGUAGUAUAUUAUCUUCUUUUUAUUUGAUGCAGAAUUAAACUUUUUAAAAACAUAUUUUGAGAACUUUUUCAAAUUUUCCAAAUUCUUGGUGGGACGAUACGAAUAUCUUCAAUUCCUCAACUAUCCUUCAUUACCCAAACAAUCCUCCUUCCUCUUUUCUCCUUGCAGAACAAUCUAGAUAAGGUAUAAUCUCCUCCAUUUCUAUCCAAACUCCAUUAACACUCACCAUGCUUUCUCUCUCUUCCCCCAAAACCCUAUCUCUCUCUUCUUCUUACUCAACCCUCUUCUCCUCCAAACUACCAUUUCCUCCAUCAUCAUCAUCAUCAUCAUCUCUUCGCAUCCUUUACAAACGCAAUUCCACAAUUACCUCAAAUUACUCCUCAAAUCCAUCAUCACACUCUCCAACCAAUCUUAUCAUCCCCAAAUCCAAUUCUGCAGCUCAACCUCAAAAUUUCUACCAACCGUAUCGUCCUCCCCCUUCUCCCUUACCUCAAAAAUACCAAAAUCUUGAUACUCCAGGGAUUAUAGAAGUUCUUUCUAAUCGUCUUGGAUUAUGGCAUGAAUAUGCUCCUCUUAUUUCAUCUCUUUUUCGAGACGGGUUUACUCCACCUAUGAUUGAAGAAUUGACGGGAAUUUCAGGGGUUGAACAGAAUCGUUUGGUUGUUGCUGCUCAAGUUCUUGAAUCGAUUGCCGAGUCUCCCCAAAUUGAACCUGAAACCCUAGCUUUUUUUGACUCUGGUGGGUCUGAACUAUUGUAUGAAAUCAGGCUUCUGUCGGCUUCUCAAAGAACUUUAACAGCAAAUUAUAUUGUGAAAAGGAAUCUGGAUGGUGAUAAAGCGAGGGAAAUUGCUAGGUCAAUUAAGGAUUUCCCGGCAAGACAAGAUGAACCUGGGUUUAGGUGUUUUGAUUAUAAUAUGCCUGGAGAUUGUUGGGCAUUUUGGCAUUUCAGGCUUUCUAGGGAGUUUAUGUUAAAACCUGAUAAGAGAAAUUCGGCAUUGGCGGCGGCGUUAGAGGCAGCGGAAACGGAUAAGGCGAUAGAGAGGGUAAGGGAGGAGAUUGAAGGAAAGGGGCGCGACAAGGCAGAUGGGAGAGAAAAGGAGGAUGCAGUCAAAGUGCCCGUGGUUAGGUUGAGAAUGGGCGAGGUCGCCGAAGCGACAACAGUGGUUGUUUUACCGGUUUCGAAAGCGGUGGAUGGGGAAGAAGGAAUUGGAAAUGUGCCCUUAAAUUGUAGGACUCAAGGGGAGUUUGGAAUUGUUGUAUCAGAUAAAGGGUGGGAUAGAUGGGUGGUGCUUCCAAAAUGGGCACCUCUAGCAGGAAUGGGUUCGGGUGGUGUUGCAGUGGCGUUUAGCAAUGCGAGGGUUCUGCCAUGGAGGGUGAAUCGGACGUACGUAGGGGAGCCGGUUUUGGUGGUGGCGGAUAGGGAGAGGAGGGAAAUCGAGGUCGACGAGGGGUUUUAUUUGGUGGCCGGAAUUGAUGAUGGCAGUGAAGGGAAGUUGAAGGUGGAGAAGGGUUCAAAGUUGAAGGAAAUGAAGGUAAGGAAGAGUUUAGGGAUGGUGGUUGUGGUGGUUAGGCCACCUAAAGAUGAAUUGGAUGAUGAAUUGAGUGAUAUAGAUUGGGAUUAAUUUGUUAGUUUAGAAGGGUGGUUUAUUGAAAUGGAUACAUUUCCUCUUACACAAAGAGAUAGAAUUUUGAAGUGUAUUGGUAGAGUAGCUAAGUAGCUAGUUCUACUACUUGUGUUUGAAUAUGAACAUUUUGGUGUUGGAAAUGCAAUGAAUAGUGUAUUGUAUUAAUAAAAUUUUGUAUUAUUCAUGUAUACUUAUCAUUUAUGUGGACCUGCAGAUAGUGUUUACAA